Messenger RNA from Porites lobata, 5700 nucleotides. The record is from the annotation of a GenBank genome assembly. Lineage: Eukaryota; Metazoa; Cnidaria; Anthozoa; Scleractinia; Poritidae.
AUGGAUUGGUCAAGUACUGUCUGUGGAAGGUAGAAAAUGCAUUUACUGCUUAAUAGUUUAACUUUAAAGACUUAAAAAACACAACACUUUGCUGAAAGAGUUUCUUUAAUGUUUAGAUCGUGAGCAGUGUCCCAUAUUUUUUGGACUUAAGAGCUGCAAGAUGUGAGAAGCGAGGGUUACAGCUGCCUGGCAGCUUUUCCGUGUCAUGCUCUCAGUCAUAUGCGUUACUAUUUCCUUCUCUUGUGUUUUUGUUCAACGGACUGAAAAAAAUGAUAAUAUUACAUUUGAUAAAUAUGAUAUUAAGAAUUAAUUAAGUUUUACUUAGAAAAAAAAACUUGACUUUAAUAAACCUUUAUAAAUGGGGUUCCCAUAAAACCUAAAGUGCGAUACAUCAAAGCUUAUGUGGAGCUGAUACUAGAUAAUUUUUAAAUGCUGGCAUUAACUACUAUUUCCUCAGUAUUUUUUAAAAAAAUCGUUCUUAGGGGUAUAAUAAAAGGGUGACACUAAAAACAACAUAAUAGCCAUUUAAUAGAACUGAUCAGGCACUUGUAUUAAACUCUAAAAUACACUGUAUCCUGACAACCAAGAUGGGUUUCGUUUAUUGUCUGUCUCACGACGUUUCGACCGCGUACUAUCUUCAUCAGGCGAUAGUAGGCAGCUUAAGCAACUACGACGACGACCACAACAACUGCUCUGCACGUGCAUCACGCUUUUUAGUACAUUUCUCUGACGUCCACUGCACGACUACGACGUGAAACCUCCCAAUGCGACGUUUUGUGGAGGAUGUGGAUAUACGACGACAAAUUGUCCUUUCUCUAUUUGAACAUGGAUAGAAUCGUUAAGAAUUCAACUCCAGGAAAACUCGGCUACAUUUGACGAAAUAUGCGGUUUCAAAUACACGCGAUAAAUUUUGAAAGGAAGCAAAUUCAUUUUUUUUUCGUGCAUGAUGUUUCAGGUGUUUUCACUUCCGUCGUUGUCGUUGUUGUUUAAGGUCCCUAGUGACGAAUUACUGAGUGGGACUAUUUGUACCACCUGGUUCGAGUAGUCCUACUUAGUAAAAUAAAUGGACUCUAUCUAGAGGAACAAGUAAAAGGAAAUUAAGUAAAGUAAGAAAACUAGAAAUUUGUCUUGUUUGAGAUUAGAUUAGCGACAGGUGAUUGCAAGAGGAAUAUUCAUCUUUGGUCGGCUGUUGAAGGUGGCAGCUGGCAUGUUGAUCAGAGACCAUACAAUUCUCAUACAGACUCUGUUGAAGACAUACAGUGGAGCCCUAAUGAACAGAAUGUAAGCAAACUAUCUAGUAACAAAAUUAGCGGAUGGUUAUGCGAAAUCGUCAAAGCCUGAAAGCUUUUUACUUAAUAGUACUUUCAAACUGUUGAUGUUGCGUACCGUUUUUCUUUGCAUUGCUGAAGGACGUUGUUAUCAUUACAUGAUUUGUUAUUCCUUUAGGGGAUGAAAGUCCUUUGAGUAGAGCUAGUUCUGCUGACUUUUAGUAUUUCAAGUUCCUUUAUUCUUCAUUGUAAUACUUACUCACCAGUUGAGUACAUUGUGGGAGUAUCCGAGGAGACAUGGCUUGACAAGUCGUUCAUAAGCUUUUGAAAUGAAACCUUCUUUAAAAGUACUACCAAAAGAUUCAUAAAUGGUUCGUCACGCGUUCGUUCGCUGGAAAGGAACUCUUGACGAAGCCCUAAGAACGUCUUCGUGGGCGGCUGGUGUGAAGAAUACAGGUCUUAUGAUACAGUGAUGUUAAUAACUGUCAGUGUCUUAUUUAUCCUUAACACAGGUAUUUGCGUCCUGUUCAGUGGACAAAACAAUACGAAUCUGGGACGCGAGAGCCAAACCCUCCAAAGCCUGCAUGUUGACUACACAAGCACACGAGGCUGAUGUUAAUGUUAUUUCUUGGAACAGGUGAGAUGUGGCUCAGUUGCAAUAGUAUUAUAAAUGUUAUUUAAACAAAUAAAACCCCUUAUGUUUCAUUUUCAAUCUGAAUUUAUUUUAUACUAAAACUUUUAAGUAUAGGUUGUUUUAGAGCAUUCAGAGCAACAAUUAGUUUUUGAAUAUGAAAAGCUUCAUGCUAAGGUAACCUCCUUCAACAAUGAUGGCUUCACACUUUGCAAUGGAGUUCCCAGAAACGUGAGAAAAUUAUUAAUUGAGGUGAGAGAACGUAUGUGACGCGCACUAUUUAGGAAGUAAUAGGAAGCUUAAGAUCGGAACACGCCGUCGGUGGCGAAAACGUUGUUUCUUAGGAGAAGGAGAGGAAGAAGGAAAAAAAAAACACCUGAUCGCAGAGUUGACGCUCUCGUUGCCGUCGCCGACGUCGGAUUUUAAAAGUAAUGCAAGUGAAGUGCUACUUUACCGUUAUACUCUAGCUGUCUGCAGAUGAAAACAUUUAAAGUUCUGUUUUGGAUUUCUAUUCAGAAAUGAACCAUUCAUAGUUUCUGGAGGCGAUGAUGGUGUUAUAAAAGUUUGGGAUCUUCGGCAGUUUCAAAGGUAUGAGGAUUCAUCUCAAGGGUACCUGAUCAGUCAACAUCACAGGCACACCAACCUGAUCAUACAGGGUGUACCACCAGUCAGUUUAACACAGAAAGACAUGUCAGUUAUACUAUUCCUAUAAUUGUAAGGAUAGUAUCAGAGAAUGUAUGUCCUUCGUUUUGUCUGUCUGCAUUUGACCAUCUGUUAACAUAAGCGUGCCUUGCGUAAUUAGCUGAAAAAAGCAUGCCAGUGCAAAACGUUGGCUCUUGGUAGUUCAAUAUCUGACCCUGCGGUUAUAUAACAAUUAUUCGCUUAAGGCGAAGUUAAUAUUGUUGAAUAAUCUCCCAGAAGAAGUCGAGGGGAUUAUUCAACAAUAUUAACUUCGCCUGAGGUAAAUAAUUGUGUUAGUAUAUUCACACGAAGUGAUCUCAACAAAAUCAGAAAGGAAACCAUUAAAAAUAUGUAUGUUUGAUUGAUGGGUAAAUUCAUGCGUGAACACGAAGCCGUAAACAGUAGAUGCGCAAAAGUUAGAUCUUUACAGCAUCUUCAAACAUGGUAAAUUAUUUGAUAGUUUUAAUUUUUUUUGUGAGCUUUGCAUCAAUGAUUGAAAAGAAAACGUCGAAAUUUUAAAUAACUCCCCUUUCUGAGAAAAAAAACACAGAGCUUUAUUUGCUUCUGUCAACUCACCGUGAAUGAGAAACUUUUUUUGUCGCUUCUUGCUGGCCUGCGUAGCAAGCGUUUCUGAGCAAAGAACGAGGAACGAGAGUUAAAGACCGCGCGGAAAAUGUCGCAACUAAAAGAGCGGGGAGGGGGUGGGGAAGAAAGUUUCCUUCCUUCCCCUUCCUCCUCCCCCCUCUGUCAUUUUUUGGCUCUCGUUUCAUUUCUCGCGCGGUCAAAAGCGAAAAUCUCCUUUCUCGGUCUUUCUUUGCUCCGAAAUCAAACGGAAACGCUUGCUACGCAGGCGAGCUUCUUGCAAAUGCUGUCAACAGCAGCGGCUACGAUCGAGGUGAGCGUUGUUUAUCUGCAGUGUUCUUUGCCAUGUUAACUUGCUGGAACGUACAGUUUUCGAAAAUAUUUGCUUUCCUUUUCUUCCAUACAUUAACUUCUAUUUGUUGCUAGACAAAAUUGGUCUUGCGAGGAAAUCCCGAGUUCGCGAAACAACUUUGGGAUAUUCUUGUAUUGUAAAAACGUUCUUACUCUGAAACUCGGCAAAACACCCAGUUCACAACAGCGAUGUUGUUUUGCUUUAUAUUCACCGCCUAGCGCAGUGAAUAUUUAACAAUUAUUCGGCCUCAUGGGCUAUUGACUCAGAGGCCAUGAGGGCGAGAGGAAUAGUUGUAGUAAAAUCCAACUAGUUGGUCAAAAAUAACGAGACAAAACAACCGCAAGCAAGACUUUAAUCCUUUUUUUGCCGCCAAAAAUCCGGCGCUUUUUGCUACUAGUGGAACAGGGUAUAUAACAUUUCUCCCCCCUUUGUCUCUUUACAGUGGUGUAUCUGUAGCAGUAUUCAAGCACCACACAGCACCUAUCACUUCAGUUGAGUGGCACCAUACUGACAGCUCAGUAUUUGCUGCUUCUGGAUCAGAUAAUCAAGUUACUCUGUGGGACUUGGCAGUGGAGCAAGACAACGAUACCGAAGGCAAAGGAAGACAUCUGGAUGUUCCUCCACAGCUGUUGUUCAUCCAUAUGGUAUGGAUGUCAGCAGAGAUUAGGAUUUUAUCUCUACCGUGGAACCUCUCCUUUAGGACUCCUCUAUUCAAUACAAGGGAUACCUCCAUUCAUGGGACACAAAAAUUGGUUCCCUUAAAAUGUUCACCUCCAUCUUUGUAUUUUAUUACCUCUAUUGAUUAGACACCUCUAUUCAGGGGAAAGAGACACUUUUUCGGGGUCCCGAAACCUGGGUUUCAACACCUUAGUACUAGAAACGUGACAGACCACAAAAAAAAAUAAUAAAAUUACUUUAAGUGAACACUAGGCUAGUCACAAUUGAUGGGGCAUAAUUUACCAUAUCAGCUGGUUUUACUAGACUACGAGCAGUCACUCAUUUCCUCAGUGAUAGUGAAGCGAGAGAAAUACGGGAGGUCGCGUGAAAAUCGCCUCCGCGUCUCUCCACUCCUCAUGUCGCUCGCUUGCCGCUCGCAGUUCUUACUUUAUGAAUUACUGGUUAAAAAGAAAGCGAUCUGAGGCUACGAGCUUCGACCGGCUCAAAAUUUGACUGGACGCUUCGUCCACACGGGACCGUUCAAUGCGUCCACCCUUUCGUAAGGUGGUCCCGUGGGAACUGAACGUGGCCUGAGCCUAAGAAAAAGGUACUCGAGUUUUCAAAUCCCAAAAACAAAAAUGCGAAAAUAACGAGACGCAAACAACACUUAAUCCCUCAAUGGAAUGGCCAUACCUUGGCUUUCCGGUACAUCUUCAAAGACACAAAAGUUGGAACUCUGGCAGGUGUAAGUUGAAUCGACCACGAGAGCGGCAUAUCCUCAGGGUACUAGUGUGGGGGAGCGUGAAGGGAGCUCAGGGGUGGUGAGGUGGAUGGACAUAGAGAAAGUUACCCCGGUUGAUAUUUCUUCUUUUGUUUUUUCAUUUAUUUUUUCUUCGGGACAUGUUUUUGGGCAUUUUCCUCUUUUUUUAAAAUGUCGCUCAUUUCUUUGUUGUUUUAUUCCAGGGUCAAAAGGAUGUGAAAGAAGUUCAUUGGCAUCGGCAGUUACCCGGAGUAAUGAUAAGCACUGCUGAGAGUGGCUUCAAUAUCUUCAAGACAAUCAGCGUAUAGUCCAGCAGUGAACUUCGCCCGGCACGGAAAGUUUUGUUUUUUCUGUGGACUGAAAAAAUAGCAAAGGACAUGAAAGAACACGAGAAAUGUCAUUCCUGCUCUUCUGAUCGUGUCGAAAAGUUUCUGACAACGCCAUGGAUACUGAAGGAACGCCGCCGGUUUACUUCAAGCAGUGGCAAACUUCUUAGUCUGCCUGCAAUCCUGCAAGCAUUGAUCGCCAGUGCUGUUGAAACAAGGGAAUUAUUCUUUAUUUGGGCUCAAUGGUCUGCCACGAUAUGGAUUUUUUCUUUUUGAUCCGAGAAAGCCUUGAUCAGCGUACAGUUGUUGUUUCCGCGAUCCUAACAGCUGGUACAGUUACGCGAGUAUCAAACAACAAAAUUACCGUAAACAUGUACGCUUCGAACUACAGCAUUUGUUGUGCGACUUGUAGAUAGCGACUGGUUAAAAAGAUGCGGUACGAU